AUGUCGGAUCACAACGAUAGUGGGAGUGGCAGUGGAAGUGGUGGUCAGACCAGCCAAAGUCAUACUCCUGCUCGGAGAGAAAAGAAAAAAGUCGGAUUUCACGCCAGCAAAGAAAAUAAAGGCGAAAGCAGCGAAUCAACAGCUCGUCAACAUCCUGACGAAGGCAUCUUUUCACCUGCUGCUUCACCUAAACUUGCCCCUGGAGAACUACCGCCCAAUGCACCAGAUGCUUACGAAUUAAGUCUCGCCCUCACCAAGAUCCUGUCUGCGGAGCAGGACAAGAAACGUCAGGAGAGACCCCAGAGUCUGGCCCCUGAUACACCAGAAAUUGUUGGACCUAAACGACCCAGACCAGCACUGCGCAGAAAUACCAGUUAUGACGAUCCCAGUGAGCGAGAAAGGGCCGAUCAGGCCGAGUCCAGGACUACGGAGAGACAGUACAGGUCCAUGGCUGAUGCUCGACAAAGAGCUGAUCGACUCGCCGUCUCAGUGGGCAGUUACUCUGCACCAGGCUCACGAAGAGGAUCGAUCGAUAUGGAAGAAGUUCCCUCUUUCAAACCUUUGAUCGAAGACUAUGAUGAACCAAAAGUUACACCACCUCCUAAAUCAACAACCGUCGAAGAUGCGGGUUACUUCGGUCUUCGCCAGCGUGUACCGAGAUUUGAAGACGACGAUCGCUUCCAACACCACGCCGCAGCAGAGGACCUCGUCAGAUCGCACACGCGUAAGGGAAAGAAGGAUUUAUACACCAAACAUCCCAACGGAGGAGGUCACGCUUCUGGAACUGCUACGCCUGUGCUUCAACAAGCUUACGCCCACGAUUACGUCCCCAGACCGGAUCAGUACCGAGGCGGUAUUCUUGGUUCUUUGCUAAAGCUUUACCACGAUGAUAGAAAUGCUCCUGGUAGUGGUGUCAACACACCGAAAGAUACAGGAACGCCGCUCAUGUCGCCUCGUCCUUCACCUCCGAUAUCACGACCUGCUUCGUCCAGCGGCACGCCUCUUCGAACACCGCCUCGCUCUCGACCUUCCAGUGGUUUGUUCAACUACCACAAAUCCCGCCACUCAUCUUCCUCUCUUGCUCUUACAGAGCUAAUGAAAUCCUCUUCCAUGUUUGCUGCGCCUGCUUCAGCGAAUAUCUCUGGUAAAUGGGCCGAGAACAUCAAGCAGCCUCCUGCACCACCUAAGAAGCGGGACAAGGCACGAAUUACCAUCCACAUUGCGGGCAUCAUUCAGCGCCAUCGUUAUCUCCUUAAGCUAUGCCGUGCGCUGAUGAUGUAUGGUGCUCCUACGCAUCGAUUGGAAGAGUACAUGACAAUGUCAUCACGAGUCCUCGAGAUUGAAGCACAGUUCUUGUAUCUGCCUGGUUGUAUGAUCAUCAGCUUUGACGAUAGCACUACGCAUACAACUGAAGUCAAACUUGUGCGUGUUCCACAGGGUAUUGAUCUUGGACGUCUUCGCGAUGUGCAUAACAUCUAUAAAGAGGUCGUUCAUGACAAGAUCGGCGUCGAGGAAGCUACACAGCGCCUUGACGAAGUCAACGAGCGAAAGCCAAAGUACAACGUCUGGGUUCGAGUGUUCUUGUAUGGUGUGGCGUCAGCUUGCGUCGCACCAUUCGCUUUCCAGGGACGUUUCAUCGAUCUUCCUAUUGCCUUCCUCCUCGGUUCAAUCGUCGGUAUUCUUCAACUUGUCUUGGCUCCUAGUAACGAGCUAUACGCCCACGUUUUCGAAGUUUCUGCCGCAGUCAUCACAUCGUUCAUCGCCCGUGCCUUCGGUUCUAUCCAAGAUGGCAAACUAUUCUGCUUCAGUGCUCUAGCGCAGAGUAGUAUCGCUCUGAUUCUGCCUGGUUACAUGGUUCUUUGCAGUUCACUAGAACUCCAAAGUCAUAACAUCGUGGCUGGUAGUGUCCGUAUGGUCCACGCUCUUAUCUACACUCUCUUCCUCGGAUACGGUAUUACUAUCGGCGCAUCCCUUUACGGCAUGAUUGACAGCAACGCUUCCAGUCGAUCAACCUGCGAUAGACCCCUGGAACGAGGCUGGUACUUUCUCUUCGUGCCAGGUUUUACUUUGUGCCUCUGUAUCAUCAACCAAGCCAAGUGGAAACAAUCUCCUGUUAUGGUCGGAAUGGCUCUUGCUGGUUGGUCAGUAAACAGUUACUGCGCAGAGUACUUUGGCGGCAACGGUCAAAUAUCCAACAUGCUGGGCGCCCUGACAAUCGGUAUUCUGGCAAACUUGUACUCUCGCAUGGGUCGCCACGUCGAGAAUGGCUGGCUCGACUUUGUCGACUGGUGGAAACUCCGUAUGCGACCACGCUACACCAAGAAGAAGUUCGAUUCAGACUCAUCAUGGUCCCUGCCAACCCUUACAGACCCCGAAUCCCGACCUACCACACCAGAAAAGGGCCAAGAUCCCGAAAAGAAGCCCCGCAAGGUUGGAUACAGUCUUGCAGCAGCAGCUAUGCUCCCCGCUAUCUUCGUCCAAGUUCCCUCUGGUCUCGCAGCAGGUGGUUCACUACUUGCCAGUAUCACCAUGGCCGAUGAGAUCACCAAGAACGGCACAAAGGUCGCUACUGAUAUGAACACCAUGGGUAACCUCGAAGGGACAGCUUUCAAUGUGUUGUUCAAGGUUAUUCAAGUCGCCAUUGGAAUCAGCGUUGGUCUGUUCUUGAGUGCACUCAUUGUUUACCCACUGGGUAAGAGAAGAAGUGGACUAUUCAGUUUCUAA
This is a messenger RNA of Fusarium coffeatum, 2724 nucleotides long. RefSeq lists its product as uncharacterized. The record is from RefSeq and is a predicted model, not a curated record. The transcript has a single exon. The coding region runs from base 1 to 2724 and encodes 907 amino acids. Gene Ontology annotation, molecular function: transmembrane transporter activity. NCBI's taxonomy places the organism in Eukaryota, Fungi, Ascomycota, Sordariomycetes, Hypocreales, Nectriaceae. Gene Ontology annotation, biological process: transmembrane transport.